Messenger RNA from Lasiodiplodia theobromae, 2169 nucleotides. Its product is annotated as Multicopper oxidase. NCBI's taxonomy places the organism in Eukaryota, Fungi, Ascomycota, Dothideomycetes, Botryosphaeriales, Botryosphaeriaceae. Gene Ontology annotation, cellular component: high-affinity iron permease complex. Gene Ontology annotation, molecular function: ferroxidase activity; copper ion binding. Gene Ontology annotation, biological process: reductive iron assimilation; cellular response to iron ion starvation. The record is from RefSeq and is a predicted model, not a curated record. The transcript is spliced from 6 exons. Bases 1 to 2169 code for a protein of 722 amino acids.
AUGCCCUGUUCUUUGCUCCUCCUGCUUGCUGCUGCACUGUGCAGCAGCGCCGCUACAGUUACCUAUGAUUUCAACGUGACCUGGGUCGCGGCCAAUCCUGAUGCAGCUCAUCGUCGCGACACCAUCGGCAUCAAUGGCCAGUGGCCUCCCCCCGCCAUCGACGUCACCAAGGGCGACCGUGUCAUCGUCAACGUCAACAACCAACUCGAGUCCGAGAGUACCAGCUUGCAUUUCCAUGGUAUCUACAUGAACGGCACGAAUCACAUGGAUGGCCCGACUGGGGUCACCCAAUGCGAAAUCCCGCCUGGAAGCUCCUUCACUUAUAACUUUACCGUUGACCAGCCCGGGACCUACUGGUAUCACUCUCACAACCGUGGACAAUACCCUGACGGCUUUCGUGGACCUUUCAUUGUCAGAGAUCCUGAUAGUCCGUUCAAGGAUGACUAUGACGAGGAGGUCAUCUUGACCUUCUCUGACUGGUACCAUGACCGUAUGCCGACUCUUUUAAAAGGCUUCAUCAGUGUCACCAAUCCCACUGGAGCAGAGCCGGUUCCCAAUGCAGCAUUGAUGAAUGAUACCCAGAACCUCACCUUCCACAUGACUCCAGGAAGAAGGUACAUGUUCCGUCUGAUCAACAUUGGGGCUUUCGCUGCGCAGUACGUUUGGUUCGAGGGACAUACGAUGAGUAUUGUCGAAGUCGAUGGCAUCUACACAGAGCCUGCAGAUGCCGAAAGACUCUACAUCACUGCCGCUCAACGUUACAGCGUGAUAAUCACAGCCAAGAACGACACCAACUCCAAUUACGCCUUUGUUGGAAGCAUGGAUGAGGAUCUUUUUGAUACUGUUCCUUCAACCCUCAACAACAACGUCACCGGAUGGCUUGUCUACGACAACAGAAACGCAAACCUUCCGCCUCUGCAGAUCGGCGAGUACGAUCCCUUCGAUGAUUUUUCGCUCGUGCCGCAGGACGGUAUGGCGUUGUACGACCGUGUAGAUCAUUCCAUAACGCUAGACAUGAAGAUGGAUAACCUCGGGGAUGGAGCAAACUACGCCUUCUUCAAUAAUGUGACGUACGUCGAGCCAAAGGUCCCGACGCUCUACACCGUGCUGUCCACUGGGGACAACGCUACCGACCCCGUCAUCUAUGGCACCAACACGAAUUCUUUCGUCUUGGGCAAGGAUGAGGUUGUCGAGAUCAUUCUGAACAAUAAUGAUUCCGGCAAGCAUCCCUUCCAUUUGCACGGCCACGCUUUCCAAGCAGUGGCUCGCUCUCAAGAGGAGGCCGGCUCCUACGUUGGAAAUGAGACUUUCCCAUCUAAGCCCAUGCGCCGUGAUACUUUCCUCGUUCACCCAAACGGCAACAUCGUAUUGAGGUUCAAGGCCGACAAUCCUGGCGUCUGGCUUUUUCACUGUCAUAUCGAAUGGCACGUCGCUUCAGGUCUCGUCGCCACGAUGGUCGAGGCCCCACUUGAUCUACAAUCCUCACUUAGCAACAACAUUCCUCCUGAUCAUUGGCGUGCCUGCCUCGCUGCCGACACACCCACCGCAGGAAACGCCGCCGGGAAUACCAUCAACUACCUUGAUUUGUCCGGUGAAAAUAAGAGCCCGGCACCGCUCCCUUCAGGCUUCACCGCGAGAGGCAUCGUCGCGCUCGUCUUCAGCUGCAUCUCCGCCGCGUUGGGAAUGGUGGCUAUCGCUUGGUACGGCAUGGCGCCGCUGAUGUCGCCGAGUGAGAGACGCCAGCAGAAGCAACAGCAGCAGCAACAAAAGGAACAGGCGCAGGAACAAAAGCGGCAGGGACGCUUGGCUCAGGUUGGCGUCAUGCCAUCGGCGGUGGCGGCAAAGCACCAGCGGAGGCAGGUCAGCCGGUCGGAUCUCGAGGCCGAGAUGCGUGGAGAGCACGCCGAGAUGACGAUGGUGGAGCAGAGGCGGACCAGCCGAGGUUCAUCGAACAUGCUUCACGAUGCGGCGGCAAGAGGCAGUAGGGGCUCAUCACAUCUGCUGGAGCCCACGAGGAGGGGCAGUCAUGGGUCGAGCCAGAUGCUGGAGUCGAGGACGGUCAGUCGGGGGUCGGGCUAUGUGCUCGAAUCGAGGUCGGGUAGUCGGGGGUCAUCGACUAUGCUAGAGACGAGGAGGAAUAGCCGCGGGAGCGAGCAGAUGCUAUCAUAA